Molecule: messenger RNA, 2579 nt
Organism: Phodopus roborovskii (desert hamster)
Lineage: Eukaryota; Metazoa; Chordata; Mammalia; Rodentia; Cricetidae
Gene: Slc2a2
Product: solute carrier family 2 member 2
Exons: 11
Coding region: 182-1738 (518 amino acids)
Biological process (GO): D-glucose transmembrane transport
Cellular component (GO): membrane; brush border
Source: RefSeq, a predicted model, not a curated record
AAGCCACAGGUCACCGAGGUAAAGGGCAUAUUGAUUGGAGUCCAUCAAUACUAGAAUUCACCGGUGCUUGCUCCUCCUCCUACAAUGUAUAACCAGGCAGAGCCGAGGACUCUGGCUGGUCAGCUACUCAUCCACCUUCAGUACAGGACCUAGGAUUAAGAGGACAACUCCCCCACACACAAUGUCGGAAGACAAGAUCACUGGAGCUUUGGCUUUCACUGUCUUCACUGCUGUGCUGGGUUCCUUCCAGUUUGGAUAUGACAUCGGAGUGAUCAAUGCACCUCAAGAGGUAAUAAUAUCCCAUUAUCAACAUAUUUUGGGUGUUGAGUUGGAUGACCGAAGAGGUACCAGUAACUAUGGUGUCAACAGCACGAACAGCCCAUUCAUAAUCACGCCAGCCCCCCAGACUGACAGAGAGGCUGCAGGAUCUGCUCAACUCAUCACUGUGCUCUGGUCUCUGUCUGUGUCCAGCUUCGCAGUGGGCGGAAUGGUCGCCUCAUUCUUUGGUGGGUGGCUAGGGGACAAGUUUGGAAGGAUCAAAGCCAUGUUGGCAGCAAACAGUCUCUCCUUGACUGGAGCUCUCUUGAUGGGGUGUUCCAAAUUAGGGCCGUCACAUAUCCUCAUCAUUGCUGGAAGAACUAUAUCAGGAUUCUACUGUGGGCUCAUUUCAGGACUGGUUCCAAUGUAUAUUGGUGAAAUCGCUCCAACCACUCUCCGGGGGGCCCUGGGCACUCUUCACCAACUGGCCAUUGUCACAGGCAUUCUCAUUAGUCAGAUAGCUAGCCUCAGCUUUAUUCUGGGAAAUCAGGAUCGUUGGCACAUCCUGCUUGGCCUGUCUGCUGUGCCGGCUCUCCUACAGUCUCUCCUGCUACUCUUCUGUCCAGAAAGCCCCCGAUACCUUUAUAUAAAGCUGGAAGAAGAAGUCAAAGCGAAGAAAUGCUUGAAGAGACUAAGAGGAACUGAUGAUGUCACCAAAGACAUUAAUGAAAUGAAAAAGGAAAAGGAAGAGGCAUCUACUGAGCAGAAAGUCUCCGUGAUUCAGCUCUUUACAGAUUCCAGCUAUCGGCAGCCCAUCAUCGUGGCGCUAAUGUUGCACAUGGCUCAGCAGUUUUCUGGAAUCAAUGGGAUAUUUUACUACUCAACCAGCAUUUUCCAGACAGCUGGUGUCAGCCAGCCUGUGUAUGCCACCAUUGGCGUUGGUGCCGUCAACUUGAUCUUCACUGCUGUCUCUGUACUGCUGGUGGAGAAGGCCGGGCGGCGGUCCCUGUUUCUAGCUGGAAUGAUCGGGAUGUUUUUCUGUGCCAUUAUCAUGUCCUUGGGACUUGUGUUGCUGGAUAAAUUUGCCUGGAUGAGUUACGUGAGCAUGACAGCCAUUUUCCUCUUCGUCAGUUUUUUUGAGAUUGGGCCAGGUCCAAUCCCUUGGUUCAUGGUUGCUGAAUUUUUCAGCCAAGGCCCCCGCCCCACUGCUCUGGCACUGGCUGCCUUCAGCAACUGGUUCUGCAAUUUCAUUGUCGCUCUCUGCUUCCAAUACAUCACGGACUUCUGCGGGCCUUACGUGUUCUUCCUCUUCGCUGGGAUCGUCCUGGCCUUCACCCUGUUUACGUUUUUUAAAGUUCCAGAGACCAAAGGAAAGUCUUUUGAGGAAAUCGCCGCAGAAUUCCGGAAGAAAAGAGGUGCAGCCCCACCCUCCAAAGCUGCUGUACAAAUGGAAUUCCUGGGGGCUUCAGAGACUGCUUGAGGAUGACCGGUCUAAAGCCCAAGAACAGAGCAGAAGGGAACCACGUGUUCCCCCUUAACCGAUUCCUUCAUGAGUGUAUGUCUACACCCAAUACUUUUGUUUUAUACCUUUUGAAGAAUUUGUACAGACUCUGAUCGGAAAUGUCAACAAAUAUUACCAAAGAAAAUAUUUUUUUAACUUAAAGAUCUAUUUUUUGAUGGUAAAACUCCUAGUUAAGUAAACAAAGGGGCUGUUACUUUGAUGCAGGGAAAGUGUGUUAUAAUCUUCAUAGCCCUGUUCGUUUUUUAAAACUGAAAUUGAAGUGCUUUUGACAUAUUGCAUCAUUGCUUUUUAAAACAUGUGACUAACAAACCUGAAGUUACAACGAUAUCUAUAUAUUUAAACAUGAUAAAUUAGGAUUUUCUCAGACACAGAUCUGAUGCUAAAGGACAUAUGACUAGUGUCAGCAAGACACAUGUUCAAACUGACAUUUUUGUUACCCUUCCUCAGCUUCUCACAUGUGUAUUAGAGUUUGUGUUUUGCUUGAAAUUAGUUUUCUGUAUUUUUAUAUAGAAUAGCUUAGUAUGUUAAACUAUAUUUGUGAUGAAAAACUAUUUUUAUAGUUACCAAAAUCUUCCUAUAUUAAGAGAACACAUUUUAGUUUCUAUGUUUGAUGUAUUUUGCAAUUAAACACUCAAGUUUCUUCUCCUCACUGCAGGGCCUAGAUUAUCAGUUAAUGUUAGCAUCUAAACGUAUUAGUUACUCACUACUUCAGUCCUUUGUGUUAUACUUCAUUUGUUUGUUUGUUUGUUAAUUACCCACUAGUGUUUUCGUCUGAGGUGCUAGACACAUUUAAUCAGGA